GGGCAGCGGGUGUCCAUCUCUGCGUUGUUUCCGCUCUCACCAUAGCACAUUCUAGCGGGGGAAUAAAAUUGAAUUAUAAUGUAAAGAGUUCAAAUUCAAAAUCCAGCAUCCUCCCUCCGUCGAACGGCCGUGCUCGUCCGUGAUUAGUUUGCCUCCCGACAGCCAUUUUAAGCGGUUAUCGAAAGGAGAGGCAGAACGAAGAAGCAUGGCCUUAUUCGCAGCAACCGAGCUCGGCCAUCUCAUUCCACUGCCUUCGGUGGCACCAAGGAACCCUCGAUCUACUCUUUUUCUCUGCUGCCAUUCUCCCGAGAGUUCCCUCAUCUCGUUCUCGUCUUCUACUCGAGCUCCUUCCGCCACAGCGGGCUGUACUAGGAACGGCCGACCGCGGUGCUUAACUACGAUGGCCGCCCAGAACUUGGCAGGAUCUUUGUCCGGAGCUGAAAGGCUGCACCUUGGAGUGCAAAAUAUAGCGGAGGGAGUUGAUGCAUCACAAACAGCUUGUAACCAACAAACCUCCCCAAGUACUGGAAGUCAACAAACUUGCAAAAAAUUUAAAUGGAACCUGGAAAUGUCCAAGUUUCUUCUAAGAUUCCUAGUUGAUCAGGUAGCAAUUGGCAUGAAAGUAGGCAUGUCAUUCAAGAGAAGUGCUUUGGUAGCUGCUGCAGAAUCUGUAUCUCAAAAGUUUAAAAUAAAAUGUGAUGAAACCGAUGUGGAAAAAAGAUUGAGAACUUUGAGGACCCAGUGGAACAAAAUACAAAAGCUGAAAUGUCUAAGUGGAGCCAGUUGGGAUCCUGUUGCCAAGAUGAUUAGUUUGGGAACUGGUGGUUACCAAGAUUAUGUGCAGGCUCAUCCUAGGGAUGCUUGGUUGCUGAAUAAUUCUAUAGAUUACUAUGACGAGCUAGCUAUCAUAUGUGCUGACGAUCAAGCCAUUGGGAAGUUCAUUGAAGAUGGAAAUCAAUAUAUUGGCUCUAUUGAUAGAGAAAUUGAGGAACAACAUCAGAAGAAUAUGCAGUGGCCAGAUGAUAUUGAAGAGGUUGCGAAGGCUUCAAACAGUCAGGUUAGAGGUCUAUGUCAGCAAGAGCCAGCCGUUUCUACACCCGCUGCAUCUCCCAAUUCAUCGCCUGAGUCACGUAGGAGGGCCACAUCCUCAAGGACCAAGAGGCAACAGGCUGCAAAUGUUGACAUCCAGAGCUUGGUUAUGAAGAUAGGAGAGUUAAUAGAUGUGAUAAAGACAUUAAAACCUAGAAAUUACAGUGAGGAUAUAUGGGAAGCAAUAAAAGCAUGUGGUUACAAUGAACGGCUGUCGGUAACAGCCCUUGAAUACUUAUUAAAGAAUGAGAUUGAGGGAAAGAUCUUUCUAGUCCGUAGUCCAGAAUCGCGCAAGGAGUGGUUAUCUAAAUUCUUCUCUAGUUUUCUAUGACCUUUUGACUGGUUUUAUUGUGCUCUUGAUUUCCUUUUAAUUUUUCCCCUCUUGUAUUCAGUUGCAAACUGCAAUUUUGUCAUCUUGCUCUUUGACGUUAACUUGAUCAUUAAAAGGUUAUGGUAGUUAUCGGGAGACUUGAUGUAUGUUCUGAUUUAUUAACCUUUACUGUACGUCAUUCUCUAUUUGCUUUGUAAUAUAUCGCUACAUAUGGCUGCAUGGAAUGUAAUGCUGACCCAGAGUUUUAUAUUAAUCUCAAACUGGAAUCAGAAAAAUGAUGAUGGUA
Messenger RNA from Phoenix dactylifera (date palm), 1706 nucleotides. RefSeq lists its product as uncharacterized. Lineage: Eukaryota; Viridiplantae; Streptophyta; Magnoliopsida; Arecales; Arecaceae. The record is from RefSeq and is a predicted model, not a curated record.